AUGGCCUCUCUAAUACACUACUUCAAGCGCACCUAUACAGCGCUCUUCAACCCACCCGUGGCCCUGAAACAGGACGACGCGCUCCGCUUUGGGAUACUCGGAGCUGCCAAAAUCGGACCCCAGGCCUUGAUCAUCCCCGCGAAAUCGCAUCCUGAAGUUAUUGUAGCCGCAGUCGCGGCCCGCGAUCCCAAGAAAGCCGAAGCGUAUGCCAAAAAGCAUGGCAUCCCCGUUGUGCACAAGACAUAUGACGAUCUCAUCGCCGAUCCGAGCAUCGACGUUAUCUACAAUCCACUCCCGAACGGGCUGCACUACGAGUGGACUCUCAAGGCAUUGAAAGCGGGUAAACACGUCCUUCUCGAGAAGCCUUCCGUCUCCAACGCCGAAGAGGCGAAGUCGCUUUUCCGCCAUCCUCUCCUAAGCAAGCCGGAUGCUCCGGUCUUGUUAGAAGCUUUCCACUAUCGCUUCCAUCCCGCCUGGCAGACCUUCCUUACCCUCUUCGAUCCGAAGGAUGUCGAGGAGGCUGAAGCAAGGAAUGCGGUCCUAGCUGGGUUGAUGCCAAGGAACGACAUCCGCUUCAUCUACUCGCUUUCCGGUGGCACGCUGAUGGAUUUCGGGGCCUACGCGGUGAGCAGCACGCGUGCCGUCUUCGCCGCGGAGCCGACAGCCAUCAAGUCUGCCACAUAUCGCCGUAUGCCUGACGGCUUCGACCAGCAGUGCGACGAGGCUAUCUAUGCGACCUACGAGUUCCCAAAUGGCGGCAUUGCGAAGAUAUUAGCAGAUUUGCGGAUGACUGGAGGGUAUUGGUUUCCAGCACUGACGAAGAAUUGGCCGAGCAUGCGGCCCCUGCUGCCUGAAACGACGGUCAAAUUGAAGGAAAAGAAUGAAGGGACUGAGAAGGGCCUUGAUAAGUGGAUACAGAAGACUAUCGUGUUCCACAAUUAUAUGGGCCCGCAUGCGUACCAUCGCAUCGAUAUUGUUACAACCACCCGGUUCAAGAGCCCGCAAGACGGAAGCGUCGUGAAGAUGGAGAAGGAGACCGAAUACAAGAAGGCGUACAAGUGGCCGACGAGCGGGGAGAGUAAGAAGGGAGAGGAAUGGUGGGGCACGUAUCGGUAUCAGCUCGAAGAAUUCGUGAAUCGUGUUAAGAAGAGGAAGGGAUCAGGUGUCUGGGUCGAGCCCGAGGAUUCGAUCCGGCAGAUGGAGGUGAUCGACGCGACAUAUUUGAAGACUGGCUUGCCGUUGCGGCCGACCAGCAACGCCCUGGAGGUGGCGAGUUAG
Molecule: messenger RNA, 1278 nt
Organism: Trematosphaeria pertusa
Lineage: Eukaryota; Fungi; Ascomycota; Dothideomycetes; Pleosporales; Trematosphaeriaceae
Product: NAD(P)-binding protein
Exons: 3
Coding region: 1-1278 (425 amino acids)
Molecular function (GO): nucleotide binding
Source: RefSeq, a predicted model, not a curated record